Patella vulgata (common limpet) is the source of this 1087-nucleotide messenger RNA. Its product is annotated as brefeldin A-inhibited guanine nucleotide-exchange protein 3. NCBI's taxonomy places the organism in Eukaryota, Metazoa, Mollusca, Gastropoda, Patellidae. The record is from RefSeq and is a predicted model, not a curated record. The transcript has 6 exons. The coding region runs from base 239 to 793 and encodes 184 amino acids.
GCAAGGCACCGCAAGAAAAUUUACAGACGAAUUUUUAUCAAGCAUAAAAUAUCAACAUAUUUAUUGCAUUUUUUGUAAAAUAUGCCACGGGUUCAGAUAAUUAAUUGUGCUAAGAUCUUUAGAAGAGUUGGCAGUUUAUAAAUCUGCAUUCAAGAAGAAAAAAAUGAUCGAAGAAAAAAUGUAUGGGACCAUUGAUUGAGAUUUUAAUUUGGAAGAUUGGCAGUAAAACGUUGCAGAGAUGGAGGAAACGUUAAAGAAAUUGGCAAAAGAAACCUCGACACCGAAACUAGCUUUUAUAAAACAGUCGUGUACAAAGGCUUUAGAGAUAUUAGAAUCACCAGAAAAACUGUCUUCUACUCCAACACAUGAACUGAGAGAAAGAUGUCUGGAACCAAUACAACAGUCCUUGGAAUCAAGAUCCAAGAAAUUGAUGGCCCAUGCUCUCGCUGGACUGCACGAUUUAUUAAAUGAUGAGAGAUUUCAAUCAAGUUUUGAGACAGCAGAAGAACAGUUGCUACCUGUACAGGUGUUAAAUACAGUUUAUAUCACACCUAAUUUACCUGAAGAGGUCCAGGUAGAAAUAAUGAAGUUGUUAUUGAAUAUGACCUUCUCUAUAAGUUGGUGUAUGAAUGCCAAGGUCAUCUGUAAAGUUUCACAAGUUUAUGUGGAUACAUAUAGUGGAAGCUCGCAGAAUGUACGGGGUUCGGUGAAGGCAGCUAUGACUCAAAUGUUAAAAAGCUUUACAGAGAAGUUGCGUGAGGUGGAAGAGACGGUGGUAAGCAUGCUUUGUUGAUAAUCAGUUAAACUCCUUUAAUGCUGCGCGGAAAGAGAGCCAUGGUUGCUCAGUGAGUAAGGCACUGGCUAAUAAAGUUCUGUGGGAUUUUUCGGCAAGGAUUCCCUUUGUCAGUGGUGUGUGACGGAGGGUCGGACAAGGUACAGUUGUUUGUAUGGAACUAAAGAUGAGGUCCUGUGUAAUGUUGUUUCACCUUGUUAGUGGUGCAGGACGAAGGGCCUAGCAAGGACAGAAUCUAGUCUUUUGGAUGGUAUGAAAAACAACCCCCCAAGUACAUGUUGACAUGCACAUAAA